AGAAGGGUAACUGGUUCUGCCGAAGACUCGGACUGGAGACCGGAUCUGGCUAGACAUGGAUUUAUGAAAAUUCCAUAUUUAAAUUAGGCAGCUAAUUACGUUUUUUUUGCUUUAAAUUAGAAGUCGAUUCCAAAUUUAUAUCAUAUCGAUGAUGACGUUAGCAAUGAAAAUCUAGUUAUCACGGUAGCCUAUUACUUUACCCGAAUGACUGCUUUUAUUACUAAAAAGCCCCAACACGCACGUUGCAAUCGCUCUGUUUCUUAAUGUCUAAUGUAUUUUUUUUAAUCGAAUAUCCUUUGAGCCUUUUGCAACUGCGUGGAUCUGGGACCCGGAAGAGGCUGGUAUUGGAACCGAAGUCUCUCAUCCAGGAAUCUGGCUUCAGCUGCGGGGGAAGCGUCUGUUUUAGACUCUCAGCUGGCGAGGAUUCAGAGAAGCAGUGGGCACUAAAAGCAAGAUGGGUAUCUCCGACUCCAAGCUUAAUUUCAGGAAAGCGGUGGUACAGCUCACAACCAAGACCCAGCCUGUGGAGGCCACUGACAACACCUUCUGGGACCAGUUCUUUGCUGAAACGGCUAACUCUGUCCAGGAUGUUUUCACCAUGGUGCCAGCCGCUGAGAUCCGAGCCGUCCGUGAGGAGUCGCCCGCAAACCUCGCUACUCUCUGCUACAAGGCUGUGGAGAAGUUGGUCCAAGGAGCUGAGUCAGGCUGCCCCACUGAGAAGGAGAAGCGGGUGGUUUUGAGCUGUGCCCGGCUGCUGACCCGGAUCCUGCCCUACAUUUUCGAGGACCCCGACUGGAUUGGAUUCUUCUGGUCCGGCAUUGGUCAGGCCAGGGCGGAAGAAGUGGAGGACGAUGAGGAAGACUCCCAUCCUCUGGCUGAGUCUCUCCUGCUGGCCCUCGCCGACUUGCUGUUCUGCCCUGAUUUCACUGUACAAAGCCAGCUGAGGGGCGGGGGCCCAGACACAGCAGAGAGCACCCAGUACUUGGACAGCUGUGAGUACAUCUGGGAGGCUGGUGUUGGGUUCGCUCAGUCCCCCCCUCUCAAUUACGUGCACGACAUCAACAGGACUGAGCUGCUCAGGCUGCUGCUGACCUGCUUCUCAGAGGCUAUGUUCCUGCCUCCUUCCCCUCAGCACAGCGUCCUCAACCCCUGGGUCACCUUCUUCUGCUCCACAGAAAACCGGCAUGCCCUGCCCCUCUUCACCUCCCUCCUCAAUGUGGUGUGCGCCUACGAUCCUGUGGGCUACGGCAUCCCCUACAACCACCUGCUCUUUUCCGACUCCCGUGAGCUGCUGGUGGAGCACGCCGUGCAGAUCCUCAUCGUGACCCUGGAGCACCAGUACGGAGUCCCUGCGGAGAGCCCCAGCACGGAGCGGCCCAGGACCCCGUCCAGCACCAGCGAUGAGGAGCCAGAGGGACCAGAGAACCUCUUUGUGAAUUAUUUAUCGAGAAUCCACAGAGAAGAGGACUAUGAGUUUGUCCUGAAAGGCCUGGCUCGUCUUCUAACAAACCCCCUCACCCAGACAUACCUUCCCAACUCUACAAAAAAGAUCCAGUUCCACCAGGAGCUGCUGGUGCUUUUCUGGAAGUUGUGUGACUUCAACAAGAAAUUUCUGUACUUUGUGCUGAAGAGCAAUGAUGUGCUGGAUGUCCUGGUGCCCAUUUUGUACUACCUGAAUGAUGCUCGUACCGACCAGGCCCGCGUAGGCCUGCUGCACAUCGGCGUCUUCAUCCUGCUGCUGCUGAGUGGUGAGAGGAACUUUGGCGUGCGUCUGAACAAGCCGUAUGCGGUGCACGUGGCCAUGGAUGUACCUGUCUUCACCGGGACACACGCCGACUUGCUUGUCUUGGUGUUCCACAAGAUCAUCACCAACGGACACCAGCGUCUGCAGCCAUUAUAUGACUGCCUGCUCACCAUCAUCGCCAACGUUUCACCCUACCUGAAAAGUCUGUCCAUGGUGGCCUCCAACAAGCUUCUGCACCUUCUGGAAGUUUUCUCCACCAGUUGGUUCCUCUUCUCCAGCCAGCAGAACCACCAGUUGGUCCUUUUCCUGCUUGAGGCUUUCAACAAUAUUGUUCAGUACCAGUUUGAUGGCCACAGCAACCUGGUCUAUGCCAUCAUCCGCAACCGUACCACCUUUCACCAACUGGCCAGCCUGCCGACUGACCACGUGUCUAUUCAGAAAGCUUUGCAGCGCAAGCAGCGACCAGCAGGGGGCGUCUUUCCUUCCGACUCCCAUGAGGGGGGUUCCAUAGAGGGCUCGUGCCCACAGGUGGCCUCUGAGCCAGGCACCCUCAAGACCAGCCUUGUCGCUAUGCCAGAUAUUGACACGCUGACAGAGAAGUCACAGGUCUUGGAGGGACGGGUCACGGUCUCGCUUCAGUCAUCUGACGUUCUUCAGACCCCCCCUUUGAGCCAUACUGGUGUGACCAGUGGUAGCGACACCGAGUCUAAUUUGGCACAGGACAAUGAGGAUGUCUUCUACAGUGACACAGAGAUGGAGCAGAAGCUUCCUGCUAUGACAUCCACCUGCAGCUGGACCCCCACACCAGACUGGGUGCUUUCCUGGAAGAGCCAGCUUCCCCUACAGACAGUCCUUCGCCUACUGCAGGUGCUGGUUCCCCAGGUUGAGAAGAUCUGCAUUGACAAGGGUUUGACUGAUGAGUCAGAAAUCCUGAAGUUCCUCCAACAUGGCACGCUGGUCGGUCUCCUGCCGGUCCCGCACCCCAUCCUGAUCCGAAAGUACCAGGCCAAUGCCGGCACCACCAUGUGGUUCCGCACCUACACGUGGGGAGUGGUCUACUUGAGAAACGUGGAUCCUCCAAUCUGGUAUGACACAGAUGUUCGCCUGUUUGACAUCCAAAGGGUGUAGAUGGAUACCUGAGGGACCUGGAUGGAGUAGGUCAAAGGUCUAAGGUGGGGGGAGGACUGAAUGCCAGAUCCUAGAGAUGCUGAAGUGUAUCGGCACUUCUGCAAUGCUGGGCCAAAUAGGCAAGAUGGCCAGGAGGACAUUUUAGAGAUGAGGCCACCUCAUCUCACGUUUCCUUUUGCAGCUGUUUUCUGUGGACAUCUGUGUAAUAUAGUCAAAUAUCAGCCACAUGCUCACCUGAUUUUCACAUAAUUUUGGAUUAUUUGAACAUGCCAUGUAUAUAAUAGCACAUUUGUUGCAUUUUAGUAACCUUAUUUAUGUGAAAUGUAAUAAAUUAUGAAUUAGCUAUGGGAGCCAUUGUCUUCUAAUGUUUCCUGAUAAUGGAUUUCAGUCCAGCUUGGCAUCUUAGUGUCUUGUACGUUUUUGUGAUGCCUGCAUGCAUAAAAGCUUAGGAUUCCAUUGCCUUUAAAAGGUGUGUUUCACCAUAUAAAAUUCUCAGAAUGUAGCUCCUUGUUAACUCUUUGACUCCAGCUUGGAGGAGCCGCUGGGAUGACAAGGUACUUAUCCACUCUGGCGGGAUGCCCAUUUUCAUCGCAUGACAUUACUGGAUGUGUUUGUCACUGAAUAUGUGUAUACCAGAGAUAUAUAAGAUUAUUUCCUGAAUUUCUGAGCAGCAUUGGAUUUCAUGAAAAUGCCAUGCUAUACGGGUUGGUCUGUGUUUCCUUGUUUCCUCUUUAUUAAGUGUAUAUGACAGACCUGCCAUUGCUUUAAAGACAUGCAGCCUGUAUUACUCAUUAACUAGGUUUAUGAGCUCUCAGGUGCAGUAUCACAUGUCACAGUUUUUAAUAUGUUUAUAUUGCUGUGUUUGUGUACAGUAAACAGUCUAACUUGCAAGUA
Brienomyrus brachyistius is the source of this 3766-nucleotide messenger RNA. RefSeq names its product protein HID1-like. Bases 455 to 2872 code for a protein of 805 amino acids. Lineage: Eukaryota; Metazoa; Chordata; Actinopteri; Osteoglossiformes; Mormyridae. The transcript has 20 exons. The record is from RefSeq and is a predicted model, not a curated record. Gene Ontology annotation, cellular component: Golgi medial cisterna; Golgi trans cisterna; membrane.